CUUUUCUUUCUCCUCUGCCUGACUCAUAUUUUCUGAAUGACUCUCAGUGAGUCUCUGUUCGGGCUGAAUCUGUUUUUUAGUUUUCAUGUCAUCAUCUUUCUCUCUGCCUCGUGUUUCCAUCGUCCCUCUGCGGCUCCCUCGGGUCAUUCCAUGGGAAAAGAAACUUUUCCUGCGGCCCUGGGAGAAAUCCAGCUAUUUUAGGAAAACACGUCACUGCUCUGAGCUGCAGCCCAGAAACUCUCCCUGGUUUCCAUCCUGCAGCUUCUCUGCUCCCUCGACUUGUUGCACAGGCUUCACCUUCAUGUCCCUGACACGUUGCUUUCAACUCCUGAGAUCCAGCACGAACCUGUUGUUUCUCGUGCACAUCGUGUAUCUGACCCGGAUCCUGUGAGUCGUGCACCACUUGUGGAUCCGCUCAGGCUCGUGCGGGGCUGAUGUGGAGACGUCAGAAAGGUUUGGUGUUGAAAAGGCUGCAGCGUGACACAAACAAGUGAGAGAGGCGACGGAGCCCGGAGCCACAGGUUCUCCUCUCACCGCGGAUUCAAUCAGACGAUUCCUGCAGGAGAUGCGAGAUCCUUCUUCCACGUCUCCAAACGCGCAUUUACGCGUUGAAACUGCAGGUCCACAUCCGCAUGUGUCCCCGUCCACAGCCGCACAUGUGAUAACCUUGAGGCUGUGCCACGCGGGGGACAACACGCUCAUUACGCACGACGCGUCUCUGUCUCCAAACCGCGGAUAUCGUGUCUCAAAUGGAUUCAUCGUGUUGUGAAGGCUCGCUGCUGAAUAUCUGGACCGGAUUCAUGUUGAGCAUAUGUGCGUGCGUGUGUGUUUUUGUUCCCCCCCCUCAGUGAGAGAGCGUGCACACACACGUCAGCUCGGGGAGGGCAAAGCCUGCUUAAAAUGCAGUGAAUGUGACAGCGGAGUCCAGACGACAGCAGCGUGUGCACGGAAAGGUGAGCGUGAAAAGUGCGGGUGGGGGGGCACGAACAUGUCAGAGGAACCGGUCCACCCGCGGACGUGACGCCGGCACCGGGAGGACACAGAGGGGGACGCGCGGAGACGCUCGCCUGGUUCCCAGAGACGCGCGGAGGAGCCGGACCGCGGCGCGGGGAGCGGCGCCCCGGGGGGCGGGGGGAAGAUGACAGUGGUGCCCGGGGAGAACCUGGAUGAGACUGUGGCUCUGGCCGCGCUGUCCGCCCAGGACGUGUACGACCCGGAGCGGGGCGACAACCAGGACUGCUGCGAGCGCGUGGUCAUCAACAUCUCCGGGCUGCGCUUCGAGACGCAGCUGAAGACGCUCGCCCAGUUCCCGUGCACGCUCCUGGGGGACCCGCGCAGGAGGAUGCGCUUCUUCGACCCGCUGAGGAACGAGUACUUCUUCGACCGGAACCGACCCAGCUUCGAUGCCAUCCUCUACUACUACCAGUCCGGGGGCCGGCUGCGCAGACCCGUCAACGUGCCCGUGGACAUCUUCAUGGAGGAGAUUAAAUUUUACGAACUUGGGGAAGAGGUGAUCGAGAAUUUCAAGGAGGACGAGGGCUUCAUCAAGGAGGAGGAGCGCCCGCUGCCGGAGAACGAGUUCCAGCGGCAGGUGUGGCUCCUGUUCGAGUACCCGGAGAGCUCCGGACCCGCCCGGGGCAUCGCCAUCGUGUCCGUGCUCGUGAUCCUCAUCUCCAUCGUGAUCUUCUGCCUGGAGACUUUACCGGAGUUCCGAGAGGAGGCGCGGGCGCUGGACGAGCACCUGCUGGUGAACGGAACCGCGCGCGUAAAGAAGCCAAACCCGUUCACGGACCCGUUCUUCAUCGUGGAGACUCUCUGCAUCAUCUGGUUCUCGUUCGAGCUGCUCGUCCGGUUCCUGGCGUGCCCGAGCAAACCCGCGUUCUUCAAGAACAUCAUGAACACCAUCGACAUCGUGGCCAUCAUGCCCUACUUCAUCACCCUGGGGCUGGAGCUGGCCGAGCACCAGGGCAACGGGCAGCAGGCCAUGUCCCUGGCCAUCCUGAGGGUCAUCCGCCUGGUGCGGGUCUUCAGGAUCUUCAAGCUCUCCAGACACUCCAAGGGGCUCCAGAUCCUGGGGCAGACCCUGAAGGCCAGCAUGCGGGAGCUGGGCCUGCUCAUCUUCUUCCUCUUCAUCGGGGUCAUCCUCUUCUCCAGCGCCGUGUACUUCGCGGAGACCGACGACCCGGAGUCGGGGUUCAGCAGCAUCCCGGACGCCUUCUGGUGGGCGGUGGUGUCCAUGACCACGGUGGGCUACGGGGACAUGUGUCCGGUCACCAUCGGGGGGAAGAUCGUGGGCUCCCUGUGCGCCAUCGCCGGUGUGCUCACCAUCGCGCUGCCGGUGCCGGUCAUCGUGUCCAACUUCAACUACUUCUACCACCGGGAGACGGAGCACGAGGAGCAGCUGCAGUACACGCACGUCACGUGCGGGCAGCAGCAGCCGCGCUUCGGGGAGUUCAAGAGGAGCGACAGCAAACCGUCCCUGUGCAAGUCCGACUACCGGGGCAGCGAGGACGCGGACUCCAUCAAACACACCAACUGCAGCCCGCACAAGGCGUGCACCGGGAAGCUCACCGACGUGUGACCGAGCCCACAGCACGCGCCACCGGGGCGCGCAGAGGGAGCCUGUCCGUGCCAUCACCAACACCCGUGCGCUCUGGUCCCGCUCCUUCCUUCUGCCAGCAGGGAACCGGAACCCCGCUCCUCCACGCGGACCCGCCACGUGCAGCACUUUGUCUUUUCUCUUAGUAAUUCAGUCUCUGGACCCUCGAGAUGAGGUUUAAAGUUUACACUUGAUUUCCUGUCGCUCUGCAGCUGAGACGCAUGAGGACCAACUCCAUCCGGAGCUACAGGCUGACACACGCACACGCACAUGCACACCUGUUAAUUCGGCCUCAUGUACUUUCCAGUCCGGCUCAGAGGCGGAUCAGACGGAACCGGUUCUCCUGUGACUCCAUGUUUGGGUUCGAAUCAGGCUUCUGCACAAAGAGCCUGCGAGACAACAACAGGGCCACAUGCACUGUGUUGUUGACGUGCACGCUGUUGUUAACGACGCACUCUGUUGUUGACGUGCACGUGCGCAGGCUUCAGGAGGUUAAACCUGUUUGUUAUGAAAACCAGGCGCAGCUUCUCCAAUCCAGGAGCGCCCCCUCGUGGAGGAGAACAGACCCUGCAUCCUCUUCUGGCGGAUGCAGUUUCUAUAGCAACCUCCCAGACGGGUCUGUAUCGUCUGCCACGGGAGCGAGAGGACGCAGGAUGGAAGAGCCAGGGAACCUCCAUGUUGUGGAAGCCUCCAUGUUGUUUGAGGAGCGAGACGUCGUUUCCACCGUCGACUGAAAACCGUCAAAUGUCAUAUUCACAAACAGUCGACGUGUUGAAGCUGCAGUUUAUUCACUCGGAGAAUAUGAAUCAUACACACGAUCCACGCUGAGCUGCAGAUAUUAGAAUCAUCUGUGUUUUAGGAUUUAAAUAGAUACAAAAAUAAUGAUAAUCACAGAUCACAGAGAUCAAACUGAGGUUUUUAAUUCCUGUGUUUUUAGUAGAAAAAAACAAACAGGAUUCAAAUAUAAGAAAAAUAAAAUCCUGUGAUUCAGGAUCUGAGGAUCUGAACUAAUAUGAACUGUACAGACGUUGAUGUGAGAAAAACAAACACUGAGCUCAUUCAGAUGUUUACAUGAAGUAUUUAUUUAAAUUCAAACGCAGUGAAAAAGCAACACAACUUUGAUAUUUAGCUUCAUAACCAUGAAAACUCUAUAUAUCCAUAUAUAUGUAUGUGUAUAGAAGAAAAAUAAGGACAAACUUAAUUCUUUAAUCUGUUAAAAUGAAAUUGACUUUGUGAUUAAACUAUUCAGCCUCUGAUGUUGAAAAUAUUAAAUAAUAAAUAAAGAAUCACAUCCACAUAAAAUUCAAAUUGAUGUUUUCAAAGUUCAUAUUUCAGAGCGAUUUUUUAAAUUUCCAGUUCAAUGUUAAAUUUUUAGUUAUAAAAUUCAUGUUGAUUCCAUAGACAAAAAAAAUACUGACAAUCACAACUGAUCAAAUCAGCUCAUGUGUCAGUUACACUCUUAUCUUUUUAUUCGAUUAAUUAAAAACACUCAAAAAUCACAAACUUAAUUUUCUGCCUCAAUCAACCAAGAGUUCAUUUCUUCAGGAUUUAAUUUACUGAAAACACACAAACAACCAACAGGUCACAUGUCGUCUGGGAGGUUUCCUCAUCCGGACACAUCUGGACACAUCUGGACUCCAGAGACAAAUCACUCAACCAAACCUGCUGAUAAAAAAAAUGGAAUUUUUGAAAAUGAACUGACGGAAUAAAAACAACAGACGUUUUUCCACUGUGAAGGUCACAUGGUCACAUGGUCACAUGGUCACAUGUUCCUGUUUGGAUUAUUAUCUGAUGGACGACAGACGACGACUCGUCCAAACUGAGGUGAAGAACGUCCUCCACUUUGUCUUCACGUCUCGAGUUCCUCACCUCUGCUUCUGUCCCUCCUCCUCUUCUUCAUCUUCAUCUUUCUUCCACUGACGGACGUGAAUUCAAACAACGCACUCAUAGGAAACACGCAGCUGUGAGACGCCUUCCGACAAGAGGACCUCCUGACUGGUCUUUGCACAGAGCGACGUUAGGACUCUGAGGUACAACGAGCGUUACUUGAAUCAUCGUGUGUUUACAACACGGAGUCGUCCACAUGUUCCAGAUGUUUCACUGAGAAACUGUCUGUUGCAUAUCGUGUUCAAACCACGACUUGUUACUGCAUGUCUGGAAAGUAACGCACGGAAACAGAGGGAAACAAGUUGGACUCUGUGUCGACGGCUCAACCCAACAACACUGAUCUGAAAUAUGGGAACAACAACAACAACAACAACAACAACAACAACAACAACAACAACAACAACAUCGACAUCAACUCAUCGAUAUCAAGUUUACUCAAAUAAUUCUGUUCGACCACUGGGGUGAGUUUCUAAAUCUAUAUUUUUAAAGUAUCAUACUGUUAUUUUUUUAUAUUGAGAGAAAUCGGUUAACUUGUGAAUUAUUUAGUACAUUUUUGCAGAAGCAUUAAAAAAAUGUUUUCGCUUCAGUAAAAACAAACGAGCUCAGAUGAAAACACGUGUUUUUCCUGAUGAAACCGACGAAUGUGCUGGAGAACAGGAAAGAAGCAGCUGGAAUGAAAUUCAUCGCAGACACCGACACUUUGUUUGAUAAUUCUGAAUGUUUCUGAUUGUGUGUUUUCUUUUCUUUUUUUAUCAGAAUGCUGUAAAAUCUGUUAAAUCAAUAUCAUCUACCUCAGUGUUUGCUCAUUAUCGACAGAAGCUUUAAUGACGUCAUCUGAACACAGUCGUCAGACCUGGGGUUUUAAUGUCUCUGUGAUUUUCUGGUGCAACUAAAUCAAGUCGAAUAAUCGAUAAACUGCCAUUUAGUAACUUAGAAAAUGAAAAUGUAUGAUCAUCAAAUUAACUGGGUUGUAUAAACUUGGGUUUUAUAUUUUAUUUGCACAUUUUAUUAACUUAUUUUUAAUAAGUCAGUGUGAUUGAAUGUCAGUGAUAUUGAAUUAAAAGGCAAUAAUGUAUUUCAGAUGGUUUCCUGCCAUCGAACCAAGGAGGCGGAGUCAGUUCCUCACAAACUUAAGAAGAUUUAUUCUUUAAUGAAACAUAAAGUCGACCGAUGGUGUAGAUUCAGUUUUAAGGUUUUUCACUUUACUCAGAAGAACACGUUGGAAGGUGAUGAUGGUUUGUGUAUCAGACACAAAGUUCAGACAAUUAAAGGAAAAGUUUCACAUUUUGGGAAAUCACUUCAAAUAUCCAGGUUGUGUUUAACUUGUAUCUGAACACAACCUUCUCCCAAAGUGUUGAACUUUGUUCUGAAUCAUCAUGAAACAUUAGUUCGUCCUCUCUUUGGUCCUCAGUGAUAAUAAGUGGAGGUUUGACGGAGGCAGUGAUGAGCUGUCGCUGGACGUGAGCUGCUCGUUGUUCUGCAUACUGUGUGUGCAUUAAUUAUAAUAUCAAUAAUAAUGAAAGACUUCCACAAAUCCACCUACGCUCAGUUUCCAUCACAUCUUAUUUUCAUGCAUCAUCAUCAGACCUUUUCACCAAACUCUCUCAUUUCAUGCAGAGACGAGACAAAGCAAUAGAGCGAGAGCUUCCUGAGCUUCGGAGCUGAAGCUGCUUCCUGGUUUUCAUUUCCACCUUUUGAUUAUUGCCAUGUUUAUUUUGACAAUCCUCAAUUGUGAUCUAUUUUUGAUAAAAUAAAACUUCAAUCCUGA
Messenger RNA from Hippoglossus stenolepis (Pacific halibut), 6254 nucleotides. RefSeq names its product shaker-related potassium channel tsha2. The transcript has 2 exons. The coding region runs from base 1139 to 2581 and encodes 480 amino acids. Gene Ontology annotation, biological process: protein homooligomerization; potassium ion transmembrane transport. NCBI's taxonomy places the organism in Eukaryota, Metazoa, Chordata, Actinopteri, Pleuronectiformes, Pleuronectidae. The record is from RefSeq and is a predicted model, not a curated record. Gene Ontology annotation, cellular component: voltage-gated potassium channel complex; membrane. Gene Ontology annotation, molecular function: delayed rectifier potassium channel activity; protein binding.